AUGCCAACUCCAGAAACAGAAGCACAUACAAUUGUGAUGUUGUAUUGUCCAAAUUUGAAGCAUUUAUUGGAGCCGAUAAUUUCUAUGUUGUCAAGCAUAAUCUUGUUCUGGCUAAACAAAAGAGAUUUAUACAAGCACAUCCACAACUGGACACUGCAAUAUGCCAACAAGGGAUACUACACGAUUGAAAUUAAAGUGUUUGUGAGACUUCCCGCCAGUCUCAACAAAGAGAGGUGUUGCAGAGGAUUUUAUGGCUUACUCAAUCACAACAUUAAUUCACAAUAUCAAUUAUGCUUUGGAACAUAUGACAGCAAUCCAGAACACUUAGACGAACUUCCACCAUGCGAACUUGCAGUGAAUGUUGUUGAAAUGUUUGGUGGUGUUGAGAAACAACUUGCUAUUGGACAAGAGGUUCACAACAAAGGUGAAUACCGAUGGUUAGCGACAAUUUUGAAUCACCUAGUAUUUUUUUAA
Molecule: messenger RNA, 474 nt
Organism: Entamoeba invadens IP1
Lineage: Eukaryota; Evosea; Mastigamoebida; Endamoebidae
Exons: 2
Coding region: 1-474 (157 amino acids)
Biological process (GO): dodecyl sulfate metabolic process
Molecular function (GO): protein dimerization activity; linear primary-alkylsulfatase activity
Source: RefSeq, a predicted model, not a curated record